Molecule: messenger RNA, 1653 nt
Organism: Acyrthosiphon pisum (pea aphid)
Lineage: Eukaryota; Metazoa; Arthropoda; Insecta; Hemiptera; Aphididae
Product: putative calcium-binding mitochondrial carrier F17E5.2
Exons: 3
Coding region: 535-996 (153 amino acids)
Source: RefSeq, a predicted model, not a curated record
GAUAAACUGUAUUAUUAAGGAAUUAUGAAUUUGGCCAAAAAACAUUUUUACGAAGUCACUUUUGAUGAACUGUUGUCUGUUGGGAUAACAUAAAUUAUAAUUGAUGCUCACAAGUCACAAUUAUCUUGAAAAGUCAAAUUUGAAUAUUAUUAUAUUAUUAUUAUUAUUUUUAUUGUUAUUAUUAUUAUUACUAUUUGGAUUUCAACGUUUGGAUGAGUAAAAUAAGUUAAAAUAUUGUUCUAAUUUAUCAAGGGCGUAAAAAAAUACUAAAUACAACCUUGCAAUAUACUUACUGUUUUAUUAUACCUAUAAAAAACCAAUUUAUAUUCAAUAAUCCUGCUUUGAUUACCAAAAUCCAAUUAUUUUUGUGGGAUGGUUUUUUUUUAAUAUUAUCGGGAGAUAUAGCAAAAGCUUAUCAAACCAAUUGAAAUAAUAAUAAUAGCAAUAACAAUAUUCGUAAUAAUAAUAACAAAAAUACAUUUUCACCCAUAGACUAUAAAAACGCGUCUCAUUGUUGGCAAAUACACGAACACCAUGGACGUGGUGGCUAAGACUUACAAAAGUGGAGGUGUGUGGGCAUUCUUCAAAGGUUUCUGGCCCAGUACGCUAAGCAUUUUCUUGUUCGCCGGAAUUGAUCUUAUGACUUACGAGCACAUCAAAGAAAAUGAUUCCCAUUUCCACGAGAAGUACGACUACCCGAGGUGGUUCGUUAGCUUUUACUCAGCGGUUAUCUCGAACGCCGUGGGCGUAGUGAUAUGUUAUCCGAUAUCUACGAUCAUCACAAGACUCCAAGUCGACGACGGACGGUCGAACGGAACAGCGGUCCAGUCGGAAAACUGGGACCGGCGGCGGCCGUUCUCGGCCAGGAACUUCCGCAGCGGCCUACUCCUUUACAGAGGCAUCACCGGCAGUCUCGUGAAAAUUUUGCCCUGCUCGUCCAUUGGCUACGUGGUCUACGAAGAGCUGUGCAAGUCGUUGGGCGUGCGAAUGACGUGAAACUUAUUGACAUUUCUCGAUACGGGAUAAGAAUGACACCACACGCACUCAUUGCACGGCAUUCUCACGUCUCCGCCAACGUUUUUACACGCAUUCGUCGUAUACAUUAUUUCGAAUCCAUAUACGAUACAAUGAACAGUGUAUAAUGUCAUUAUACUCAUUAUAGUAGGUGACUAUUAUAAUAUACUAUCUACACUGUGUACAUGAUCACGGCACACAAUCACACAUACUAUGGUAUACAGUGGGUGAUUCCAUUAACGAUAAACACUCAUUACUUCAAAAAGUAUAAAUGGUUUUGAAGAAAAAAUAAUGUUUACAUGGCUUCUAUAGAAAACAACAUUUUUUAUAUUUUUUAUGCUUUUACUUUUCCGAACGACAACAUACAGUUUUAAUUUCAUAUUCCAAAGGAGAAUAUUUUUCCAAGUAUUUCGACACAUAAAAAAUCGGAUUUAGGAUAAGUGGUUUAUUAAUUAUGAGUGUUUAAAGUUUCGAUGAGCGGAGAGGAGUGGUACCCGGUUACACCGCGAAAUGUUGGUCUACGAAUAGGUACUCACCUAAACUUUCAACAUUUAUAAACUCAUAGAACACUAAUUAUCCUAAAUUCGAUUUUCAUGUAUCGAAAUACUCAGAAAAAUAUACCGCUUUCGAAUAUCAAAU